Arvicola amphibius (Eurasian water vole) is the source of this 5003-nucleotide messenger RNA. It is a transcript of the gene Rasgrp1, whose product is annotated as RAS guanyl releasing protein 1. The transcript has 17 exons. Gene Ontology annotation, cellular component: plasma membrane. Gene Ontology annotation, biological process: Ras protein signal transduction; positive regulation of GTPase activity. The record is from RefSeq and is a predicted model, not a curated record. Lineage: Eukaryota; Metazoa; Chordata; Mammalia; Rodentia; Cricetidae. Bases 66 to 2456 code for a protein of 796 amino acids. Gene Ontology annotation, molecular function: calcium ion binding; guanyl-nucleotide exchange factor activity.
CUCCCCGCCGAGCCGGUCCCGCCGCUCCAGGUGAGACGACUCCUGGCAAGCAGCGCGCCGCGGCCAUGGGCACCCUGGGCAAGGCGAGAGAGGCUCCGCGGAAACCUUCCCAUGGCUCCAGAGCUGGCCCUAAAGCAAGACUAGAGGCCAAAUCAGUCAACAGCCCUCUCCCUGCCCAGCCCAGCUUGGCCCAGAUCACCCAGUUCCGAAUGAUGGUGUCCCUGGGACAUUUGGCCAAAGGAGCCAGCCUGGAUGAUCUUAUUGACAGCUGCAUUCAAUCUUUUGAUGCAGAUGGAAACCUGUGUCGAAGUAACCAGCUGUUGCAAGUCAUGCUGACCAUGCACCGCAUCAUCAUCUCUUCGGCUGAGCUGCUACAGAAACUCAUGAGCCUAUAUAAAGAUGCCUUGGAGAAGAAAUCUCCAGGAAUGUGUCUGAAGAUCUGCUAUUUUGUCAGGUAUUGGAUAACAGAAUUCUGGAUCAUGUUCAAAAUGGAUGCCAGCUUGACCAGCACCAUGGAAGAGUUUCAGGACCUGGUGAAAGCCAACGGUGAGGAGUCACACGGCCGCCUCAUCGACACGACACAAAUUAAUUCUCGAGACUGGUCCAGGAAACUGACCCAGAGGAUAAAAUCGAACACCAGCAAGAAGCGGAAAGUCUCCCUGCUGUUUGACCAUCUGGAACCCGAGGAACUGUCUGAACACCUCACCUACCUUGAGUUCAAGUCCUUCCGAAGGAUCUCUUUCUCUGAUUAUCAAAAUUACCUUGUAAAUAGCUGCGUGAAGGAGAACCCCACCAUGGAGCGGUCCAUCGCCCUGUGCAAUGGCAUCUCCCAGUGGGUACAGCUGAUGGUUCUCAGCCGUCCCACCCCGCAGCUGCGCGCAGAGGUCUUCAUCAAGUUCAUCCAUGUGGCUCAGAAGCUCCACCAGCUGCAGAACUUCAACACGCUGAUGGCUGUGAUCGGGGGGCUGUGCCACAGCUCCAUCUCCAGGCUCAAGGAGACGAGUUCACAUGUGCCGCAUGAGAUCAAUAAGGUUCUGGGUGAGAUGACUGAACUGCUGUCCUCCUGCAGAAACUAUGACAACUACAGGCGAGCCUAUGGGGAGUGCACCCACUUCAAAAUCCCCAUCCUGGGAGUGCACCUCAAGGACCUCAUUUCCCUGUAUGAAGCCAUGCCCGACUAUCUGGAGGACGGGAAGGUGAAUGUCCAAAAGCUCCUGGCCCUUUACAAUCAUAUCAAUGAACUGGUCCAGCUGCAAGAGGUGGCCCCACCACUGGAUGCCAACAAGGACUUGGUGCACCUGCUAACGCUAUCCCUGGAUCUGUACUACACAGAAGACGAAAUCUAUGAGCUCUCUUAUGCCCGCGAACCAAGGAACCACAGAGCCCCGCCACUAACUCCUUCAAAGCCACCAGUUGUGGUGGACUGGGCCUCUGGAGUAUCUCCCAAACCAGACCCAAAGACCAUCAGCAAACAUGUCCAGAGGAUGGUGGAUUCUGUCUUCAAGAACUACGACCUUGACCAGGAUGGAUACAUCUCUCAGGAGGAGUUUGAAAAGAUUGCCGCAAGCUUUCCGUUUUCCUUCUGCGUGAUGGACAAAGACAGGGAAGGCCUCAUCAGCCGGGAUGAGAUCACAGCCUACUUCAUGAGGGCCAGCUCCAUCUAUUCCAAGCUGGGCCUGGGCUUUCCUCACAACUUUCAAGAGACCACCUACCUGAAGCCUACUUUCUGUGACAACUGUGCUGGCUUUCUCUGGGGAGUCAUCAAGCAAGGAUAUCGCUGUAAAGACUGCGGGAUGAACUGCCACAAACAGUGCAAAGACCUGGUAGUGUUCGAGUGCAAGAAGAGAAUCAAGAGCCCAGCAGUAUCCACGGAGAACAUCAGCUCCGUGGUGCCGAUGUCCAACCUUUGCCCACUGGGAACCAAAGAUCUUCUCCAUGCACCUGAGGAAGGAGCGUUUAUAUUCCAGAAUGGGGAGGCUGUGGACCACAGCGAGGACAGCAAGGACCGGACCAUCAUGCUCCUUGGGGUGUCCUCCCAGAAGAUCUCAGUGCGGCUGAAGAGGACUGUUGCCCACAAGACCACCCAGACGGACCCGUCUGCUUGGGUCGGCAGCGAGAUGCCAGCUGGCCACUUGGUGCUGUCCUCCCCGCGGAAGCCAGCCCAGGAUGGUCUGUAUGUGCUUCCCAGCCCCACAUCCCCAUGCCCCAGCCCAGUGCUGCUCCGGAAGCGGGCGUUCGUCAAGUGGGAGAACAAAGAAUCACUUAUAAAACCCAAACAGGAGCUUCACCUCAGACUCCGGACCUACCAAGAGCUGGAACAGGAAAUAAAUACCCUGAAAGCAGAUAAUGAUGCCCUGAAGAUCCAACUCAGGUAUGCACAGAAGAAGAUAGAGUCCCUUCAACUUGCAAAAAGCAAUCACGUCUUAGCAAAGAUGGACCGGGGUGAUUGCUCCUAAUCCAGAAAUCAAGGAACAGAAUCUGUGGACGAGUAUCCUGGGAUCUCACUUCAAAAACUGAUGGCAGAGGCAGAGGUUCGGGCAACUUCAGACUAACAGUCUUGAAAAGGGGCAAGCCAGCCACUGUUGCCGGUGUCGUUGUUUUUCUACCUAAAAUACUCUUAAUGUGAGUCACUGGUUUUCAGUCAGCUGACUCGAUGGGAAGAAAAGCUCGAGUAUGUUAAGCUUUGAGCAUUCAUAUUCAAAUCUCGUUCUUUCUUUACUGGAACCAACACCAAACGUGUGCUUAAAAUAAGACUCUAGUUUCCUGACAGCGUCUCGGGCAGCCUGCUUUACUGAUCCGUAGAUUAAAAAGUCCCUGGAGGAUCAACUUGUUGCCUUCCCCAAGGUUUCUGCAAACUGAAAAAUUUACUUUAACCCAAAGCCUGCACUUGAUGGAAAUACCCUAAAAGUGACUUUGACAGGCCUGCGUUGUUGGUGAGACCGAUCCCUACUUCACUACCUCAGAUCUGACCAAGCGCCUCCUUCCUUCCCUGUCCUUCCUCACCACCACCCUCCCUUGUUUGUAGGCACAUCAGUCUAGCUACCUAGAAGGGAACUCCUAGAGAUGGAGAGCCCGGUUUUAAAUCCAGGACUUUUUAAUUGAACUUGACAUUACCCAAGUGCAGGUCUUAGGCAUCAUGAAAUACAAACUAAAACUCACGAUCCACAAACAGCAAUCACCAUUUCAUACACAGCUAAUUAGCUAAGACAAACGGCAUAAAGAUGUUUGUUCAGAUAUUCUCUAGUGGGUACAAUUAAGAAUCCGUGACUUUUUCAAAGGAAUGGUCUGUGGACAGUGUUUAAUUCUUCACAUUCGAGUUUUUCUCUCUCUCUCUUUAAGUAAACUAUCUUAAGGUUUUCUUUUUAACUGAAUUUGUGCUUAACCUGUCUUCACUUCUACUAUCUAGAAAUAAGCUAAUGGGUAUGAUGCUCUAACAGCUGACGGCAUGUACAUAUGUAUAGAAUAUGUAGAUACACUAUCAGGCAUGCAUGUAGCUUGGACCUUCUCCUUUAGAGAAUGCAGAUGUGAAUCAAACACCUUUUAGGAAUCGACACAAAUUCACAGAUAGUUCUCUUCGUUAUAACACAAACUGCAAACAAUGUGAAUUGUAUUCUUUUGCAAAACCACGAGUACCAGUCUCUGUGUAUUCCAUCAUGAAAGAGUAAAAGUCAGCGGUUUUGACUUGUUGCCUGGGAAGCUAUUCAGACUCUCUUAUCAGCUUCUUUUCAUUUUUCAAAAGCAUUUCAUCUGAGUGUGUCCUUUGGGGGGAGACUUUGCUUCCACACUUGGAAGGUCUGACACCAUGCUAACUUGUAAUCCAUACACAGGACGAACAACUUCCAAGAGUACCAUCUAACAAAGUAAGUUCCAAACCUACAGCCAACAGCACCAUGUCUCCAGAGGAAUGCGAACUGUAUGUGGUGCUGCCCCCUAAAGUACUCGGAUCGCUUAAGUUUGUUUGAUGAAAGACCAAUGCCCAUUUGUGUACCUCUUUGUGGAGUUUAGUGACAAAGACCUGGCUUGUGGUUAAAGUUUUACUAGAACCGCUUUACACACAAUUUCAUCCUUAUUCUAUAUAGAAACUUGGAAAUUCACAAAGCAUAGCUACCACCUCGUACAUAUACCACUAGCAGGUGUAAUAUGGAACAAUUAUUUGGAACAAUUAUGAGUAAUGACAAACCUCAAAAUUUAUAUUGUUCACUAUGAAAACUUUCCUCUGCUAUGCACAAGUGCAUAGCCCAAUUUUUUUAGACACUGUAUUUUUCUUAUUCCUUAUCCCCCAAAAGAUCUCCCAGGGAGUUUUUAUGUAAAUAACCUGUAACAUAGGAAUUCAGAGGGCCUCAAUCAUGGCUAGGUGGUCCCAGCAUGAACUGACAGAAAAGACAGGAGGAGGCAGUACUUCCAUCAGAUUCUUACAGUCCAGCACAGAUAAAAGAUGCUUGGAGUCUGCAUUGGUACCGCUCCUGCAGAGAUGCAGGACUGGAGUCUGCACUGGUACCGCUCCUGCAGAGAUGUAGGACUAGAGUCUGCAUUGGUACCGCUCCUGCAGAGAUGUAUGUAGGACUGGAGUCUGCAUUGGUACUGCUCCUGCAGAGAUGUAUGUAGGACUGGAGUCUGCAUUGGUACUGCUCCUGCAGAGAUGUAUGUAGGACUGGAGUCUGCAUUGGUAGGUACCGCUCCUGCAGAGACGUAGGAGCAGAUGGAUCUCCUGAUACAACUGGGAACAAAGUUCAGCUUAUCACACAGAGUUUUGUUUACCACACUGUUUGAAAUGUUCGGGCAGAUACAUGUCUGCCAAAACAAGGACCAAUCCUGUCAGUGAUAGUGACGACACUUAACUUCUCUGUUGACUGACUCACCUCCUUACUGAUCACAAUUCUGUCUAAAGAUGUACAAUGUAAAAGCCGCAAGAAAAUAAUGUACAGACUGUAAAAUUUUUGAUACCUAUUGUACGUUUUCUGUGUCUAAUAUUUAUAUGAUAAAAGACAUUUGGAUUCCUGUAA